Zingiber officinale is the source of this 1953-nucleotide messenger RNA. Its product is annotated as protein NUCLEAR FUSION DEFECTIVE 4-like. Gene Ontology annotation, cellular component: membrane. The transcript has 2 exons. The record is from RefSeq and is a predicted model, not a curated record. Bases 149 to 1741 code for a protein of 530 amino acids. NCBI's taxonomy places the organism in Eukaryota, Viridiplantae, Streptophyta, Magnoliopsida, Zingiberales, Zingiberaceae.
CAUUUGUUUAAGCUUGCAGUACUGAAGGAUCUUCCUUUAAUGACUGUCAUGAUUAUGACAAUUAUAAUGUAACAGGCUCAACUGAAAAAGAAACCACGUGUCAAGAUUUCACUGAAUUCAUCCCAUAAAUACACCACCACCCAACUACAUGACCUUCCACAUUCAUUCCGCAACCAUGGCUUCUCCUUCUCCUUCACUUCAAUGGCUGAGUUUGAUCGCCACUAUCUGGCUCCAGACCUUCAACGGACCCAACACUGACUUCCCGGUCUACUCGUCGGAGCUCAAGGACCUCAAGUCCAUCUCCCAAGUCGGCAUCAACUUCCUCGCCUUCGCCUCCGAUGCUGGGAAGCUCUUUGGCUGGUUCUCCGGCCUCGCUUCAGUCUACCUCCCUCCCUGGUCCGUCGCCGCAAUUGGGGCCGCCCUCGGUCUGCUCGGAUACGGCCUGCAGUUCCUCUUCCUCGACCACCCCAAGUUCUCCUACGCCCACAUCUUCCUGCUCACGGCGGUUGGCGGCAACGGCAUUUGCUGGAUCAACACGGCAUGCUACCUCGUGUGCAUCAAGAACUUCACCGCCGAUAGUCGCCGUGUCGUGGUCGGCCUCUCCACGAGCUACGUCGGCCUGAGUGCCAAGGUGUUCACUGUCAUGGCCGGCGCAAUGUUCCACCACAAGUCGCACCACAAGGCCAAGCACUACCUCCUCCUCAAUUCCGUCGCCCCUGUUCUAGUUGCUCUCGUCGUUGCACCGUUCAUGAGGUUCGUUCUUCCAGGAAAAAGUGUGUCGGCCAAUUCGAGUCUCGGAUUCAUAGCAAUGUUCGUAGUCACAUUUGCGACCGGCGUUUCCGCCAUAAUUGGCACCGUCAGAUCGACUUCCCAGGGCGCCUUCACCAGAGAGUACGCUCUGAGCCUCGGUAUUCUAUUAGCCUCGCCUUUGGCGGUGCCACUGGUCGUGAAACUGAAGGACGUCAUGGAAGAAACGCGCAGGAACAAGAAGGAGAAUAGAAUUCAUGAUCUCGACGACGUCGAAACAGGGGAGAGAGGCGAGGAACUGCAAGUGAAACAAGAGGACGACAUGGAAGCCCAUAACGUGGAAGAGGCAGAGGGACUUGGGGGAGUUCAAAUUCUUAGGGAGUUGAAUUUUUGGUUGUACUUUUUCAGCUACUUGUUCAGCGCAACUCUUGGCUUGGUCUUCCUCAACAACUUGGGUCAGAUCGCCGAGUCCCGUGGACUUCAACGAGAAGAGACCUCCACCUUGGUCUCCUUGUCCUCCUCCUUCGGAUUCUUCGGCCGUCUCUUUCCGUUUCUGCUCGACUACUACUCCUCCAAAAGAAGUUGCAUGAUUUCAAGACCCGCAUCCAUGGCAAUUCUCAUGGCCCCAAUGGCAGUAGCCUUCUUCGUCCUAUUCAACUCGAGUAGGCUGUCACUGUACAUGAGCACCGCCAUCAUCGGAGCAUUCACCGGCGCGAUCACUUCGAUCGCUGUCUCUGCGACCACCGAGCUGUUCGGGACCAAACACUUCAGCAUCAACCACAACAUCGUCGUCGCCAACAUUCCUCUGGGCUCCUUCGUGUUCGGGUACCUCGCGGCCCUUCUUUAUCAAAGAGGAGUCGAAGAAGGGAGCCAUAGUUGCAGGGGCACCGCUUGCUAUGGCAGAACCUUCGUCCUCUGGGGCGCCAUUUGCUCCGUGGGAUCACUUCUCUGCACAAUUUUGUACAUGAGAACUAGAAAAUUUGCUGAUAACUAAUAUCAAAUCAUACAUUAUACAUAUAUGAUCUUAACUUUAUCCUCAUAGAUUGCUCAUAUUAUUGCAAGCUUAAGAGAGUGAAUGACAGCCGACGCAAUCUUGCUCUUGAUUUUAACAUGAAGCAAAGUCAGUCAUCCAUGCAGUUACCGAAUACUGUUUCUGUAUUGUUCUACUCAGAUCUACAAUAAAUUAUGAAGCGGUUGUCUUGUUGA